UGUAAUAUUUCUAUGGGUUUCACAUUUCACAUGUCAAAAUACGUGUAAAAUUGUGAGAAUUGCUAAUUACGGUAUUUAAUUUUUAACAAGUAAUUCGUGUAUGGGUUAUAUAGCGAGCAAAAGUUUCCUUUUCAAAAGGAGAAAAGCAAGAUUAUUAACAAGAGGGGAAAAUUAGUAUAACCUCAAAACAUUAAACACUGUCGUAAAUGUCAACCUAUGUGUAAAAAUCAACUCGUCAAAGCGCUCCAGAAUUUAGUCUGCCGUAAUUCCUUGUCAUCCUCACGUUUUGCAAUCAGGUGAAACCGUGGUGAGAUUGGCAUUUAAAAACUUAUUGCAAACAUGAGUUCCCGUAAAACACUUUCUGCUUCAAAAGAUAUGGAUAAUAAGGACGGUGAAAAUAGGGCACUGAUCAAAGUUAUCGAUCGUCCAACAUUUAUAUUAAAAACCCGAGAAGGAGAAAGCCGUGCAGUGUCUCCGAGUCAACGAAAUGGCAGCAAAAAAGAUACUGAAUCUAAUACUUCAUCUAAAUUGGCAGAUACUCGGCCGGCACUUCCCACCCGUCUUGAAAUGACACACACCGUUAAGUUCAUGGAUGAAGGAAUGCAACUUUUGGAAAGUCCUUUGGAUUUUUUAUACGAUCAACAGGAUUUUCUGGUUGUUGGAUGUGUCGGAACCAGAGGAGUAGGAAAGUCGACAAUAAUGUCAUUGUUGACCGCCAAUUACAUGUCUGAUGUUUUUCCAACACAAACGUUGUCGCAUCACGAAAGUGGCUCGAAUUGUACGUCUGGCGUAGAUUUCUAUGUGACUAAAAACCGAGUUAUCUACUUGGACACUCAGCCUAUAUUAUCUGGGGUGGCAAUUGAUCACUCUGGAUUAUACGAGCAAAAGAAAAAUAACAACGAUUUUGCAAACAUAGAAAAUAACGUGGAACUGCAAUCCUUACAGUUAACAUCGUUUCUGCUGUCUGUUUGUCACGUUGUAAUAUUCAUUCAGGACUGGUUUGUAGAUCCCAAUUUAAUCAGAUUCAUUCAAACUGCCGAAAUGCUGAAACCUUCUUCGGCGUCUGCUAUGGAUCAAGACUUUGUCGAAUAUUAUCCACACAUCCUCUUUCUGCACAAUAAAGCUGAGUUACAAGAUUUCAUGCCUGAUUCUAUGAACAUGAUGAAAGACUUUUAUAACAAAGUAUUUAUAAACUCUAGACUGCUGACACACAGUGGAUUAAAUAUGGCUUCAUCCGUCGUUGAUGGACAACUAAAUUUAUUCGUUAUACCAGAAAUUACAAACGAAGAUGAGACAAUCGUUCAUGAUAGUGCAGAAAAAAUAUCAGAAAAAUUGCGUAUGAGAAUACAUGGUAUAUCACGUAACAACAUGACUUCAACUGUAUUGACUGAAAAAAAUUGGUACCAUUAUGCUUCCAAAAUUAUGGAUACGAUAAAGAAAAGUCAUUUGUUUUCUGAAUAUGGGAGAUUAAUGCCGUGAAAACAACAAUUUGGCAAAGUGGAAUGAAUGUAAUCUUUCACAAAGAUAUCGUUCGCUUCAGAGGAUAAUAAAUGUAUGAACUCAGUACAGCAGUUCAAUAUUAACUCCCUCGACUCGUUUGCUACUCGUAUAUGGGGUAGGAUUUCUUUUAUCAUUUUAUUUAUCGACGCUCGAGGUAAAGUCAGCUCAUCGUCUUCAGCUGGAGUCACUGUUGCCGAGGCCAUUGGAACCCUGAAAAUCGAGGAUCAAACAACGUUCAAUAACUUUAGCAAACCUAUUAAAGAAAUGCUUUGAAAGUGUGUGCCAAGAAACAAUAUACCUUUAUUCGACAAGUGAGAUGAACACCGACAAUAAACAAAUGUUUUCAGAAA
Neodiprion virginianus is the source of this 1850-nucleotide messenger RNA. RefSeq names its product protein SMG9. Gene Ontology annotation, biological process: nuclear-transcribed mRNA catabolic process, nonsense-mediated decay. NCBI's taxonomy places the organism in Eukaryota, Metazoa, Arthropoda, Insecta, Hymenoptera, Diprionidae. The transcript has 10 exons. Bases 340 to 1479 code for a protein of 379 amino acids. The record is from RefSeq and is a predicted model, not a curated record.